This is a messenger RNA of Fragaria vesca subsp. vesca, 944 nucleotides long. RefSeq lists its product as uncharacterized. The transcript has a single exon. Lineage: Eukaryota; Viridiplantae; Streptophyta; Magnoliopsida; Rosales; Rosaceae. The record is from RefSeq and is a predicted model, not a curated record. Bases 27 to 707 code for a protein of 226 amino acids.
GCUAGUGAGCUUUAAGCACCCAGAACAUGAUGGAUCCAAAGUCUACUGCCUUGUUCUUCAUCUUCUUGAUUUGCAUGGUAAUUGCGUUGCCACCAGUUCAAGCUUGUGCCCCUUGUACUCAACCUCAUCCACCAAUACCACCUAAACAUCAUCCAGGCCAUUCCAAAAUUCCUCCCCACCCUAAACACCCACCACACCACGGAGGUGGAGGCGGCGGAGGAGGAGGAGGAGGUGGUGGUGGUGGCGGAGGCGGAAGUGGUGGUCACCCGAAAGUUCCCCCGCCAUACAAAAACCCGCCAGUUGUAUCUCCCCCAAUUAUAACACCCCCUAUUAAUAAACCUCCGGUGACAAACCCACCUUACAUCCCUCCUCCAACGCCUCCUUGUGCCGGAUGCGGUGGAGGAGGUGGCUCGGGUAAACAUCCUCCGCCUUCUACUACACCGACUACUUGUCCUAUUGAUGCGCUCAAGUUAGGGCUUUGUGUGGAUGUACUUGGUGGAUUGGUGCAUAUAGGGUUGGGGAAUCCAGUUGAGAAUGCUUGCUGUCCGGUCCUCCAAGGGUUGCUUGAGCUUGAAGCAGCGAUUUGUCUGUGCACGACUAUAAGGCUUAAGCUGCUAAACCUAAACAUCUUUAUUCCUCUUGCUCUUCAAGCUUUAAUCACUUGCGGCAUAACUCCUCCUCCUGGUUUCGUAUGUCCUCCGCUUUAAGUGUAAUGGGUACGAGUGCUACUUCAAUGGUGUUAACUUGGAGUUAACAUUUCUAGCUAGCUAGGUUAAUUAGUUAAUUAGAUGCUCUUUGUAGACAUGCAUCUCGAUCUUCAAUUUGCGCGCUAUGUACCUUUCUUGGGCUGAUAAUAAGCUACAUUUCAAGUUGUAUUCUGUUUCUGAUCAAACAAAAAGUUGUAUUCUGUUUAAUUAUUUAUAGUUUACUAAAAAUUAUCUCUG